UAACACCAAAUAUCUUAGCGUCAUCAAGACCUAGUCAGGAUUUGGUGGACAAAUUUGCCAUUAUUGAUCAGUUUCAAAAGAUGAAUAUAUGCUCUAUAUUCAACAUGCAAACACCAGGGGAGCACAGUAGUUGUGGUUACGGUGUGCUGAGCUCUGGAUUUUCAUAUGAACCAUCACAAUUUAUGCAGAGAAAUAUAUUUUUUUAUAAUUUUAGCUGGUGUGAUUACGGUGUUGCUUCACUCUCUUUUAUUCUCGACACUGUAGUAGUAAUUCAGUUUUCAAUACUAAAAGGGAAAGUCGCUAUUCACUGCUAUGCUGGCCUAGGUCGAACUGGUGUAAUAAUUGCUUGUUACUUGGUAUUUAAUAACCGCAUUUCAGCUGGUGAAGCCAUCCGUGACAGUCCAUGGGAUUCAUUGGAAAUGAUCCUUCUGCAAGUUGUACUGCCACUCUUAUUAGAUGUUCAAGCGAAAGCCAGUCUCCGUCAGUUAUUACGUUGGUGGUGUGUAAGCGUGGCCUGGUUAUUGGGUUUGCGUAGUUACUUAUUGGGAGAUGUGCCUUUUUCACCUGGGGACUUUAUUGUAACUGAAAAUGGCAGAGAAGUACCUUUCAAACCUGGACAGUAUCCACGGAAUGAAGCCCAGACGUCAAGUAAUCGUGCCAAUGAAGAAUUAAAUCCUGUACAUUCAUCGCAAACAACAUCAAAUAACGAAGCUCGUAAUCUUCAAGCAGAAUUAUAUACUGUAGUUUCAUCAUCCAAUGAAGGAAAUUCGUCUGCUAAUAAUCCCUCCCAUGAACAUGUACAACCUGAAGUCGAUGCGCAAGAUGAUGGUUAUACAGACGAGGAAGAUUUUACACGUUAUGUACCCUACAAAAAAGCCAGUUGCCUGAAACUGAGAAUUUUCAGCCUAAUUAUUUUAUCGCUCAUUAGUCUGAUGUCCUUAAGUCUAGCUUGA
Molecule: messenger RNA, 953 nt
Organism: Trichobilharzia szidati
Lineage: Eukaryota; Metazoa; Platyhelminthes; Trematoda; Strigeidida; Schistosomatidae
Source: the annotation of a GenBank genome assembly